Molecule: messenger RNA, 3483 nt
Organism: Molossus molossus (Pallas's mastiff bat)
Lineage: Eukaryota; Metazoa; Chordata; Mammalia; Chiroptera; Molossidae
Gene: TRAF3
Product: TNF receptor associated factor 3
Exons: 13
Coding region: 371-2077 (568 amino acids)
Biological process (GO): regulation of cytokine production; regulation of canonical NF-kappaB signal transduction; tumor necrosis factor-mediated signaling pathway
Cellular component (GO): plasma membrane signaling receptor complex
Molecular function (GO): tumor necrosis factor receptor binding; zinc ion binding
Source: RefSeq, a predicted model, not a curated record
AUGAGGAAACUGAGACCCACAGAAGUUAUGCCACUGGGUUAAGGUCCCAAAGCAGGUCAGAACCAGAUCUAGGACCAGAACCGGCUCCUGGCUGCCUUCUCCUAAGGAUCGCUUUCCUGACAGAAGAGGUCAGGGACUCUGCAACAUUAUUUGAAGAAGGGUAAGGUUGACGCAGCUUUGCGCCUUUCGUUCCUGGAGUCUUCCUCCUUGGCCGAACCUUCUGACAGCACAGGGGACACAGGCUUUCCCGUUCUUGGAACACCCUUUGUCAGCAGAUGUACUUUUGUUUCCAGUUUCUAAUCUCCAAGUAAAAUGUAGCUCGACUGAAAUCCCAGAAGCAGGGAACAUACACAGAAUUUCUCUUCUUACAAUGGAGUCGAGUAAAAAGAUGGACCCUUCUGGCUCACUGCAGACCAACCCACCACUCAAGCUGCACCCAGACCGAAGCGCUGGGGCGUCCGUGUUCGUCCCUGAGCAAGGAGGGUACAAAGAGAGGUUUGUGAAGUCCGUGGAAGACAAGUACAAGUGUGAGAAGUGCCGGCUGGUGCUGUGCAACCCGAAGCAGACCGAGUGUGGGCACCGCUUCUGCGACAGCUGCAUGGCCGCCGUGCUGAGCUCCACCAGCCCAAAAUGUACUGCGUGUCAAGAAAGCAUCAUUAAAGAUAAGGUGUUUAAGGAUAACUGCUGCAAGAGGGAGAUUCUGGCCCUUCAGAUCUACUGUAGGAAUGAAAGUCGAGGCUGUGCAGAGCAACUAACCCUGGGACAUCUGCUGGUGCACUUGAAGAAUGACUGCCAGUUUGAAGAGCUUCCGUGUGUCCGCGCUGACUGCAAAGAAAGGGUCCUGAGAAAAGACCUGCGUGACCAUGUGGAUAAGGCCUGUAAAUACCGCGAGGCCACAUGCAGCCACUGCAAAAGCCAAGUUCCCAUGAUCACGUUGCAGAAACAUGAAGACACUGACUGUCCGUGCGUGGUGGUGUCCUGCCCUCAUCAGUGCAGAGUCCAGACCCUCCUGAGGAGCGAGUUGAGUGCGCACUUGUCAGAGUGUGUCAAUGCCCCCAGCACCUGUAGUUUUAAGCGCUAUGGCUGCGUUUUUCAGGGGACCAACCAGCAGAUGAAGGCCCACGAGGCCAGCUCCGCGGUGCAGCACGUCGACUUGCUGAAGGAGUGGAGCAGCUCACUGGAGAAGAAGGUCUCCUUGCUGCAGAAUGAAAGUGUGGAGAAGAACAAGAGCAUCCAGAGCCUGCACAACCAGAUAUGCAGCUUCGAGAUUGAGAUCGAGAGGCAGAAGGAGAUGCUGCGGAACAACGAGUCCAAGAUCCUGCACUUGCAGCGAGUGAUAGACAGCCAAGCGGAGAAACUGAAAGAGCUUGACAAAGAGAUCCGCCCCUUCCGUCAGAACUGGGAGGAAGCAGACAGCAUGAAGAGCAGCGUGGAGUCCCUCCAGAACCGGGUCACCGAGCUGGAGAGUGUGGACAAGAGCUCGGGGCAGGCGGCCCGGAACACAGGCCUGCUGGAGUCCCAGCUGAGCCGGCACGACCAGAUGCUGAGUGUGCAUGACAUCCGCCUGGCCGACAUGGACCUGCGGUUCCAGGUGCUGGAGACCGCCAGCUACAACGGGGUACUAAUCUGGAAGAUCCGUGACUAUAAGCGGCGGAAGCAGGAGGCCGUCAUGGGGAAGACGCUGUCUCUGUACAGCCAGCCUUUCUACACCGGGUACUUCGGCUACAAGAUGUGCGCCCGCGUCUACCUGAAUGGGGACGGCAUGGGCAAGGGGACGCAUUUGUCGCUCUUCUUUGUCAUUAUGCGCGGAGAGUACGACGCUCUGCUUCCCUGGCCCUUCAAGCAGAAGGUGACGCUCAUGCUGAUGGACCAGGGGUCCUCUCGGCGUCACCUGGGAGACGCGUUCAAGCCAGACCCCAACAGCAGCAGCUUUAAGAAACCCACGGGGGAGAUGAAUAUUGCCUCUGGCUGCCCGGUCUUCGUGGCCCAGACGGUGCUGGAAAACGGGACGUAUAUCAAAGAUGAUACCAUUUUUAUUAAAGUCAUAGUGGAUACUUCAGAUCUGCCUGACCCCUGACAAGUCACGGGGGAGGUGGACGGAGCAGAAGGCAACUCCUCUGGGGGGUUUGAACCGCUGUCUCCACCAAGGUCCCUGUGUCAGAACAGGGCCUUGUGGGACGGAGGAGGUGGCAGGCGGCGGCCCGGGCCGGCGGGAGGAACCAGCAAGAGGACGUUUUCUAAUAGACUAGCAACACUUCACUGAAGAAUUAUUUAUCCUUCGACGAGAUAAAUACGGCUGUCAGGGAAGGUUUUCAUUUUCAUUUUUAAAGAUCUCGUUAAUUAAGGUGGAAAACAUAUAUGCUAAACAAAAGAAUCAUGAUUUUCUUCCUGAAACUUGAACACACACACACACACACACACACACACAAACCCACCCACACGCACACACACCUGGGAAUAGCUGGACAUGUCAGCAUGUUAAGUAAAAAAGGAAUUUAUGAAAUAAUAAUGCAGUUCUGAUAUAUUCAUUCUGAAAUUCAAGAGUGCAGUCUUGUUUCAAAUACAGCAUACUGUCUAUUUUUAAGGCCUCGCCUGGUCUCUGUUUUAAUAGUUUGUUUGUCAGAAGACCCUGAAGUGCACCUCGGUCUUUUUUGGAAGUCUCUAAAUUCAGAAUCACUUUUUAAUUUAAAGUUCUAAAAUAAUUGUCACUGCAGACAUUUUAUUUUAAAACGUUGAUAGACUUAUAUUUCUUGGAAGAAAAUGUAAAAUAUCAAACACUGGUUAUCACUUGUGAUAGGAAAGAGAAUAUUCAAUCCGUCGUUAUUUCUCGUUAGAAAUGUAAACCUUCAAUAUCUGUCGUAGUUAAUGACACUACUUCAAAAUUAUUGCGAAAGGAAAAUUGCUCAUGGAUGCUAUGCAUCAUUUUCAGAUUUAUAAUUGUUUUCACCCUAAAAUAGGGCACUCGUUGAACUUUGGAGUUCUAACAAACCUGUAGGUUUUUAAAUCGUGCCCCACGUGUCCCGACAAGGUCUCGAUCGCCGACAGGCACCGGCCCUCAGUGUCCAGAGUCCGGGUGGGCGGGCGGCUUUUGCUGAAGGCGGCCCAGCAGGUGUCUCUUCAUUCUGUCAUGUGCUGCAUUCUGUUAAUGAGCUCCAAAAGCGACAUCUUUGCCUAGAGAUGGUGGCGUACUGUACAUGUGCCUUAGCCAUGCACGCUGCUUCCCGACCCGAGCUUUGUGUUCUCUGUGAUUCUAGGGAGUGACCGUGUAACCAGACUUCUCCCUCCACCACCAGAUCUGUCUCUGCGGCCCUCAGGCAGCUCCGCACCUGCUGGAGGGGUCAGGCUCCAUCCUCGGCCGCUGGGGCCCACUGCUUAAUUAUCACAGAUUCCAAAUCCCUGGGCCCCGCAGGUGAGCCGCCUGGUGAGGGAGAGGGCCCACGCAAGCAGAACCCUCAAGCAUUCCAGAGACCGCCGCUCCGGGGC